UUUACUAACACCAUCACUCCUUGCGUCUUGUAAAGCGGGCCAUCAGAGUCUUGUUUGCCACUUUCUCAAAUACAUCAGCUUUCUGCAAGAAGUGCUUGGUGAUUAGCUUUACCAACAGUACAGAAGAACCAAUUUGGUGUGACUUGAGUGAGUUGGGCCUCAAGGAAUGUAUUCUGGCAUGAUGGCUGAACGUGGUUUACUUACAGUCAUAAUUUUUGCUUUGCUGUCUAUCAGUCAAGGUUUGGAAAGCUGUUCUGAGCCGUGUCUCAUAUACACUGCCAGGAACAGAAUUGAUGCCAUUGAGUUAGCUUCCUCCAGAGUGGUCAACCUGGCGUCCAAUCUCACGUUCCCAGUCGAUAUUGCCGUCGAUGUAAGAGAACGAACAUUUUACUGGAGUGACAUCAACCAACGUGUUAUCAAACGUAUGAACAUGUCCAGCGGUGUCACCAAGGACAUUAUUACAGAGGAUCAUGGAUAUGUCGGCGACCUUGCGAAAUCAACUUUGUAAGAUGGGCAACGGAGGCUGUAGUCACCUAUGCCUUUUGACACCCAACGGAUCUUUGUGGGCCUGUCCUGAUGGCUUUCCUUUGUCAACUGAUGGAAAACGCUGCCUUACAGACAUUAAAACAUUUCUUCUCUUUGCUGAGGGAUCACACCUUAGACAACUGGCUUUCAACGUUACAUCGUCGCGCCGAAUUCCUCUAAAAAUACUAGCGUCACAACCCAUGGCGCUUGAUUUUGAUUUUGUGGAAGGGAAAGUUUACUGGACAGACGUAUCGCUGGGUACAAUCUCCCGGGCGUAUCUCAAUGGAUCUUUUCAGGAGACCGUGGUCACAGGUGGACUUCAACACCCGUAUGGACUUGCUGUAGAUCCGUUUGGUCAGAACAUUUACUGGACAGACAGCACAGAAGAAGUAAUUGGAAUAGCAUCCAAAGAUGGACUUUACAGACGAGUACUCAUUAAAGAUAAUUUGCAAGAUCCAAGAGAUAUGAUCUUGGACGUCACUCGAGGAUACAUGUACUGGACAGACUGGGGAUGGGACGAAAGGAUAGAGCGAGCAGAUAUGGAUGGCACAAACAGAAGAGUGAUUGUUCGUUCAGGGCUUCUUUAUCCGAACGGUCUGACUCUGGAUUUUCUAAGGAAUUGGCUAUAUUGGAUCGAUUCUGUUUAUGGAAAACUGGAAGUGUACGAGUUUCCAUCCAAAACAAGAAGAACCAUUAUCCCUACAUAUGGGGAACCAUUUCUUAAAUCUCCACUGGGGCUGACAUUAUACGGGAGUUAUUUCUUUUGGACUGACCAACGUCUUAAUGGGAUAUAUCGAGCGGACCGAGACACGGGAGGAAACGCUUCAAAAGUCCUAUCGACGUCUUCUCGACCAGCGUUAAUUCAUGCGUACGACAGGGACAUGAAUAUUACUCCAGUAACGGAUCAGUGCGCCAACCAAAGUGAUGGAUGCAGUCACUUUUGCUUGCUUACACCCAGUGGGCCAAAAUGUUUGUGUUCUGAGGGGUUUAAUCUUCACGAUGACGGAAAAGGUUGCGAAGCUCCAAGAGGAAUUCUUUUGUAUGCGGAUUAUUCAUAUAACAAGAUAAUGAAGGUUACUCCGAACGCCACUGGAUCACUUUAUCGAUUGCCGUUGUCCAACAUCCGUCGUCCUAUCGCACUAGACUAUGAUGUAGUAGAAGACACAGUGUAUUGGACGGAUAGUUCUAAGAUCUCCCGCUCAUUUCUUAAUGGUUCUUCUCAAGAGAUCAUUAUUGAUACGAACUCAUACAGCAGAUACGGCCUAGCAGUGGACAGUGUUGGAAGAAAUCUUUACUGGACGGAUUAUGGAUCUGGAGCUGGUAUGGUGGAAGUUUCCAAACUGGAUGGUUCUCGACGGAUGGCUCUUGUUACACAUAACUUAAAUCAACCCAGAGACAUAAUUCUUGAUGUUUAUAAGGGAGUGAUGUACUGGACAGAUCGGGGUAACAGCCCAAAAAUCGAAAGGGCUGAUAUGACAGGUAGAAAUCGCGUUGUUGUCGUUAGCUCAAGUUUGUAUCGGCCAAAUGGACUCACACUUGACAGGAAGAGAAACCGCUUGUAUUGGAUCGAUGCUUGGUACGCAAAAUUAGAGUAUCUGGAUAUGAAUCAAAAUAAGAGAGUGCUGCUAUUAAGCUAUUAUUACAACCUAUAUUAUUCCUUUGGUUUGACUCUUCUCGGAGAUUACUUGUAAUGGACCUCCUCGAGCUGGUCAAGGGGUGUUUAUCGAGCCGACAAGGAUACAGGUAGUGGUAUCACCAGGUUCGUCAGCAGCACUGGAUCGCUUAGGGGCAUUCGUGGAUAUGACCUCAGUGAGCCCUUCACAAAAGGGAACUCUUCUUGCCUUGGUGAUUGCAGUCACAUUUGUGUGCUGUCUCCUAAUGGAAGUGAAUGCGCAUGCCCAAUCCACUUUACCCUCGGAGAAGAUAAGAAGACUUGUGAACAUGACGUUCCUCAGAAGAUAUUACUUUUCGCUGAUAGCGGUCAGAGGCAAAUAUAUACAUUAUCUCUAGACGAAUCGAACAUGAGCUCCAAAUCUCUACCAAAAGCUCAUCAGAAUUAUCGGCCUGUAGCACUUGACUUCGACAUCACAGAAGAUAGAAUAUAUUGGACGGAUAUAUGGUCGAAUACAAUAUCUAGGAUGUUCAUCAAUGGAUCGUCACCUGAAGUUGUUGUUUCCAGAGGUGUUUAUUAUCCCUAUGGGUUGGCGGUUGAUCCAAUGGGAAAAAACAUUUACUGGACUGAUCAUACUCUUAAUAAAAUUGAAGUUUGCAGAAUGGAUGGAUCAAUACGAAAAACAUUGAUUUCCCGAGACCUAGAUAAUCCAAGAGAUAUAAUCGUGGAUCUCAACGAAGGUUUAAUGUACUGGUCCGACUGGGGGGCCAGCCACAAAAUUGAGGUCGCUAGCAUGGAUGGAAACAACAGAAGCGCACUGGUUAGAAGAGGGCUUUAUUGGCCAAAUGGGCUAACUUUGGAUGCAGAAAAUAACAGGCUUUACUGGGUGGACGCAUGGUUCCAUAUUUUGGAAUACUACGACCUAGAGCGUCACACGAUUAAAUCUCUGUUUCGAGACAGAUAUGUACUACGGAACCCGUUUGGUUUGACAUUGCUCGAAGAUAACUUAUACUGGACCGAUUCAAGUUUGGGUGUUGUUUACAAGUCACAAAAAGACUCUCCAUCAAAUGCAACAGUUCUCGUUAGCGGUUUCUCAAGACCAUAUGAUAUACAUGCUUACGACAGGAAUCGGACUUUUCCAGACCAUCCCUGUUCCUUUUCCUUUGGUGGAUGUUCUCAUCUCUGCCUUGUGAGACCGAAGGGAUACAAAUGCGCAUGCCCCGAUAAUCUCGAACUGUCGAAAGAUGAUAAAACAUGUAUCCCACAAACAUACAUAUUUCAGAAAUUCUUGCUGUUUGCUGAUGCCUCGCACGCAGAAAUAUACAUCGUCGAUUUGGAUGAUUCCAAUUUUUUGGCCAAAGCUCUGCCAAUAGGAGCCUAUAUGUAUCGACCAGUUGCACUUGGAAUGGACCUUACAGACAACAGGGUCUACUGGACAGACGUCAGCCUAAACAGUAUCAGGAGGGCAUUCAUAAAUGGCACAUCACCAGAAAUUGUAGUUUCUGUUAAUGUGUCUCAUUCUGAUGGACUCGCUGUCGAUCCAGUGGGAGGAAACAUCUAUUGGAGUGACACUGUCACAAAAAGGAUCGAAGUCAGUAGAAUGGAUGGAACCAUGAGAAAAGUUUUGAUAGACAAGGAUCUAGACCAACCUAGGGAUAUAAUUCUUCAUCUUACUGAAAGGUUGGUGUAUUGGUGUGACUGGGGAAACGUGCCGAAGAUUGAAGUCGCUAACAUGGACGGAUACAGUCGACGCAUAUUGGUCGAAAGAGGAUUAUACUGGCCAAACGGUCUCACUUUAGAUGAAGCAAAUAAUAGGCUCUACUGGGUAGACGCAUACUUUGACAUCCUUGAAUACUAUGAUUUGGAACAUCAGACCAUAACAACUUUAAUGCAAGAUAGUUCCAAAGUACCACAUCCGUUUGGUUUGACGCUGCUCGAAGAUCACUUGUAUUGGACAGAUUGGCGGUUAGAUGUUGUUCAUCGAGCGGAAAAAAAGACACUUUCAACUAUGACAGUUGUUGUCAGUGGCCUUGGUCAACCGAUGGAUAUACAUGCGUAUGAUAGAAAUAAACCUCUCCCAGAUCACCCCUGCUCUAAGUCCUAUGGUGGGUGUUCUCACUUGUGCCUUUUAAGGCCGGAUGGAUAUAGGUGCUCCUGUCCAGACUACUUGCAACCUGGUGAAAAUUGCUCUACGUCCGUCCACCUCCAUUCUCCACCUUCUUCAAGUAAGCCUCAGGCCACAACUUUACAGACCACCAGGCAGACAACCAGACAGCAGAAAACGAACAAACCUCCAGCUACAACCCCCCAAACCACCAGGAAGACCACCAGACAGCAGACAAGCAACAAGCCUCCAGCUACAACCCCUCAGACCACCAGGCAGACAACCAGACAGCAGACAACGAACAAACCUCCAGCUACAACCCCCCAAACCACCAGGAAGACCACCAGACAGCAGACAAGCAACAAGCCUCCAGCUACAACCCCUCAGACCACCAGGCAGACAACCAGACAGCAGAAAACGAACAAACCUCCAGCUACAACCCCCCAAACCACCAGGAAGACCACCAGACAGCAGACAAGCAACAAGCCUCCAGCUACAACCCCUCAGACCACCAGGCAGACAACCAGACAGCAGACAACGAACAAACCUUUAGCUACAACGCCUCAGACCACCAGGAAGACCACCAGACAGCAGACAACAAAUAAACCUCCAGCUACAACCCCCCAAACCACCAGGCAGACUACCAGACAAAAGACAAGCAAUAAACCUCCGGCUACAACCUUUCAUACCACCAGACAACAGACAAGCAACAAAAUUCCAGCUACAACCCUUCUGACCACCAGGAAGACCACCAGACAGCAGACAAGCAACAAGCCUUCUAGUACAACCCCUCAGACCACGAAACCACAGACAACCAACAGGCCUCCAGCUACAGCCCUUCAGACCACCAGAGGGCAGACAACUAACAAGCCUCCAGUUACAACCCUUCAGACCACCAGACAGCAAACAUCCAACAGGCCUCCAGCUACAACCCUUAAGACCACCAGACAGCAAACAUCCAACAGGCCUCCAGCUACAACCCUUCGGACCACCAGAGAGCAGACAACCAACAGGCUUCCAGUCACAACCCUUCAGACCACCAGACAGAAGACAACCGACAAACCUCAAGGUUCAACCUUCUACACUACCACACAGCAGUCAUCCACCAGAGACCAAUCAACUCCUUCUAGUCCAACUGAUUGUCGCUCUAGCAAGUGUAAGAAUGGAGGAUCUUGUGUAAUUCCUGGUUUUUUCUGCGAGUGUCCGAAGUAUUACGUUUGGGACCUUUGUCUUGUUUACGUUGGUUCCAGCACCGUAGAAGUAGAGGUAAAUCUUCGAAACGAGAAACAAUGGAUAUCAUAUAACUUCCAAGCGGCAGUGGCAAAAGCUUGCACGAAUUUUUUUUGCGGAGAUGAGGAAUGUGGAAGCACGUCAAAAAAGGAUAAAAAGUUCUUGGUUUCCGAUACUAAAAUACUUGGACUUUCCAUUGGCGGAGAAAACAGUUUGAGAGUAGAAGUGGCUGUUUUAUUUCCAUCUGUGGAAGGCCAGGUUCCUGAGCCUUUACCUCGUGCUACACUAGAACAAAUACUGCAAAAAAAUGAAGAAAGUCUUGGGGAAGCCAUGGGAGGCACAAUCAUCAGAAUCGGCAAACGACGAGUAGAGAACCCAACAAAUAGUGAAAGGUCUACUCAAGAUAAGGAGACGUUUAAUUUGCCAAUUGUUGCUGGGCUGGGGGGCACUGUUGUUUUGUUGGUGUUAAUUUUGGCAUUCGUCGUCUACCAAGUCAAGCGGAAAAGAAAUGAUGCAGGGAAAAGGACAGACAACAUCUAUUUACACAGUGACUUGGUUCAUUCCAGAGCCAAUUCUAUCGCAACAUUUGAAAAUCCAGGAUAUAUUGCGGAAUUUCCGAUGUAUGAAUCCAUCCCCCACAGAGGUGGAUCGGUGACAUCCAGACAAGAGCAGGUCAACGGGGUUGCAUCCUUUGAAAACAACAAUGCAACACAGGAAGCGCCCGAGAAAACGUUCCUGAGUAAUCCAACCUAUGGUUUGCCAUUCGCUGAAGAUCCUGCAAUCACCGAAGAUUCUCAAAAUCGUUAUGCCACUAUUGAGCAGAAGAAGACAGAACCAUAGGUGAAAGAAUUCCGGGUGACUGAUUAAGUCAAAAACAUCAAUUUUGUAGAAUAGUACAAAAGCCAGUGAUAGUACUAGAUAUUACUGACAUGUUUUGCGAAAGUGAAUUAGGUUUCCGUGGUUACUGCAUUUUUGUUGUUUACUUCUGAAGAAAAAACUGAUCAAAGGCUCAAGGUACGAAAAACGUGCUGGAGUUGAUAUUUGCAUUAAACCGGCCCUUUAAUGUACCGCCGGGCUUAAGUGAAUUUCUCUCUGAUAUGUUUGAACGUCUUUUUUCCAAAUAAAAUAAGAAAAUGGUAAAUUUUGACCUCUGUCCUGGAAUAAAGAAUAAUGCAUUGCGUUGACUCAGAAAAGUUUUGCACAAUCUUUGUUUAGCAUUAGCAUUAGCACCAUUACUGUUGUUUGCACGACAGACUCGAAGAGAUGUUAGCGAUUACCAAUUGAAUGCUUGCAAUAGUUCGUUAUCAGGUCAGCACAGAAGAGAGAAUUAGGAAUUAACUACAUUACGUAUUAGUAUUCAUGAUAUUCUUAAUCGUAAUUCUGCAUUUUGAAUUGUUACAUUUUUCUACUUUUACGUUAGUGUUAUUUUAGAUAACGACAGUUAAAAAGAAAUGAAUAAAGAUCCAGAGUUAAUCAUGUUU
Stylophora pistillata is the source of this 6952-nucleotide messenger RNA. RefSeq names its product low-density lipoprotein receptor-related protein 5-like. The record is from RefSeq and is a predicted model, not a curated record. Lineage: Eukaryota; Metazoa; Cnidaria; Anthozoa; Scleractinia; Pocilloporidae.